AUGGAGUAUGCAGAAGAGGACAAGGGUCAAGAUGAGUCACCGGAAGUACGAAGCGCCUCGGCACGGUUCGUCAACCUCGUUUUCCUCCUUCGAUUGCCUCGAAAUUUCUGCGCUCUGUGUGUGUGCGAUAUACUGACCAACGUCCUCACAGGCUCUCUUGCCUUCCUGCCGCGCAAGCGCGCUGCUAGACACCGUGGAAAGGUCAAGAGCUUCCCCAAGGAUGACCCCAAGAAGCCCGUCCACCUGACGGCCUCCAUGGGUUACAAGGCCGGUAUGACCACCGUCGUCCGUGACCUUGACAGACCCGGUGCCAAGAUGCACAAGAAGGAGAUUGUUGAGGCUGUUACCAUCAUCGAGACUCCUCCUCUUGUUGCUGUCGGUGUUGUCGGUUACAUCGAGACUCCCCGUGGUCUCCGCUCGCUCACCACUGUCUGGGCUGAGCACCUGAGCGAUGAGGUCAAGCGCCGCUUCUACAAGAACUGGUACAAGAGCAAGAAGAAGGCCUUCACCAAGUACGCCAAGAAGCACGCUGAGGAGAGCGGUGCCUCCAUCACCCGUGAGCUUGAGCGCAUCAAGAAGUACUGCACUGUCGUCCGUGUCCUCGCCCACACCCAGGUCCGCAAGACCCCUCUCAAGCAGAAGAAGGCCCACUUGAUGGAGAUCCAGGUCAACGGUGGCUCCGUUGCCGACAAGGUUGACUUCGCCCGCAACCUGUUCGAGAAGCCCAUUGAGAUCGACAGCAUCUUCGAGAAGGAUGAGAUGAUCGAUGUCAUUGCCGUCACCAAGGGUCACGGUUUCCAGGGUGUCACCAGCCGUUGGGGCACCAAGAAGCUUCCCCGUAAGACUCACAAGGGUCUGCGUAAGGUUGCUUGUAUCGGUGCUUGGCAUCCUAGCCACGUCCAGUGGACUGUUGCCCGUGCCGGUCAGAUGGGUUACCACCACCGUACCUCUUGCAACCACAAGGUCUUCCGCAUUGGCAAGGGCUCUGACGAGGGUAACGCCUCGACCGAGUUCGAUAUCUCCAAGAAGCAGAUUACUCCCAUGGGUGGUUUCGUCCGCUAUGGUGAGGUCAAGAACGACUAUGUCAUGGUCAAGGGCUCCACCAGCCGGAGAGCCACCGAGAAGGUCGAGCUCAAGUGGAUCGAUACCUCCUCCAAGUUCGGCCACGGUGCUUUCCAGACUCCCGAGGAGAAGCGUGCAUUCAUGGGUACCCUCAAGAAGGACCUUGUUACUUCUGCUUAA
Aspergillus novofumigatus IBT 16806 is the source of this 1242-nucleotide messenger RNA. RefSeq names its product 60S ribosomal protein uL3 (gene rpL3). Gene Ontology annotation, biological process: ribosomal large subunit assembly; translation. The record is from RefSeq and is a predicted model, not a curated record. The transcript is spliced from 7 exons. Lineage: Eukaryota; Fungi; Ascomycota; Eurotiomycetes; Eurotiales; Aspergillaceae. The coding region runs from base 1 to 1242 and encodes 413 amino acids. Gene Ontology annotation, molecular function: RNA binding; structural constituent of ribosome. Gene Ontology annotation, cellular component: ribosome; cytosolic large ribosomal subunit.